AGGAAGCGGGGCAGGUUUACAGUCAGAGAUAAACAAUCAUCUGAAGUCAGUUUAAACCCUUUAAAGUGCAAUAUUCAGGCAAAUUCCUCACAUGACAUGACUCUGAAACCCGCUGUACAAACAAAAGUACUCUCUCCGUCAACGACGAGGAUUUAUCCCGACUCGUUAUCGUUAGCUGCGUCAGUAAGUUUAGCUCUUGAUUGUCUCUCUUUUUUCGAGCCACACAUCUGAACACACCCUGGUAGGGAAUUGUAUUUGGAGAUUAUCGGGACGUCCGGUAUUUAAAGGACGCGGCAGCACUGUCUCGUCUUGUUUCCUCCACUCUGACAUGUUUUAUUAAGGCCGUUUUAUUAACUACAAAUGACUGCACCCAUGAAGACCCCACGGCCACCUCAUAGAGGGUCAUCUCACCAAACUAGUGAAGGACUAACCGACGAAAGAAGUUGCUGUUGUCGUUAAAUUAACUGGUGAGCUUCACUCCUGGUUUCCCUUAUGUCCAGCAGCCACGAUGAAUACAGCCUGAAGCACAUGAGCAACCUUAUGGACAGCAGGAGGCAGAAAGCAGUGGAUGACGGGGAGCAGAGUCUCAUUGGACCUCCACCCAGGGGCUCCGCCACCAGUGGGGAUCUCCUGGACAAAGAUGCCCCCACAUCGUGGUUCGUCUAUGUGUUGGCCGUUUUCUCUGCCCUGGGAGGAUUUCUCUUCGGGUAUGACACCGGGGUGGUCUCCGGGGCUAUGCUGCUCCUGAAGAGGGAGAUGAACCUGAGCGCUCUUUGGCAGGAGCUGCUGGUUUCCAGUACGGUCGGGGCUGCAGCGAUCUCUGCCCUGAGUGGGGGCUCCCUGAAUGGGUGGCUGGGACGCAAGAUUUGCAUCCUUGUGUCCAGCUUCAUCUUCAGCAUUGGCGGCAUCAUCUUGAGUGUUGCACCGGACAAGGUAGUCCUUCUCGUGGGCAGAAUCACAGUUGGUUUGGGCAUUGGCAUUGCCUCGAUGACAGUUCCUGUAUACAUCGCUGAGGUUUCUCCGCCUCACCGGAGAGGUCAGCUGGUCACUAUAAACUCCCUCUUCAUCACCGCUGGCCAGUUCAUUGCCAGUGUGGUUGAUGGAGCGUUCAGCUAUCUGAACCAUGACGGCUGGAGGUACAUGUUGGGACUGUCUGUUAUUCCAGCAGUCCUGCAGUUUGUCGGCUUCUUCUUCCUACCAGAAAGCCCUCGUUGGCUUCUCCAGAAGGGCCGGAGCCAGGAGGCCCGUAAAGUUCUCAGCCAGAUCAGAGGAGGCCAGAACGUUGGCCAGGAGUAUGACGCCAUCAGAACCAGCAUCGAGGAAGAGGAGAAAGAGGCGGGUGGAGGAGGCCUCGUUAUUCUGCAGAUCCUCAGCCACCCUCCAACUCGCAGGGCUCUCAUCGUUGGCUGUGGCCUCCAGAUGUUUCAGCAGCUGUCUGGGAUCAACACCGUCAUGUACUAUAGUGCAACCAUUCUGCAGAUGGCAGGGGUGCGGGACGACAAACAGGCCAUCUGGUUGGCUGCUGCAACGUCGGCUACCAACUUUGUGUUCACACUGGUUGGAGUGUGGCUGGUAGAGAGAGUGGGCCGCAGGAAACUGACCCUGGGCAGUCUUUUAGGUACUGGUCUGAGUCUGACUUUGUUGGCAGUUGGGUUCUUGCUGUCUGCCCAGAACUCUCCGCCCAUCACCCUCCACCCUGUCGACCCUCAAAACUCGACCUGCGGACAGUAUGGGUCGUGUGAAUUCUGCAUGUUAGAUCCGAUCUGUGGAUUUUGUUAUCGUGAAAACGUAACCGAAGUGUACGACUCCUCCUGCGUUCCUGUCAAUCAAAUGUCCACAGAUCAUGCAGCGUGGGGAAGAUGUUCCAACCAGACAGCAGAGGCAGCUGACAGCCCAAUUUGGGCCUACAACUACUGUCCCACAUCCUACUCCUGGAUCGUCUUGCUGGGACUCAUUCUCUACCUUGCAUUCUUCGCUCCAGGUAUGGGCCCAAUGCCUUGGACUGUGAACUCAGAGAUCUACCCGCUGUGGGCCCGUAGCACCGGAAACGCCUGCUCAGCCGGGGUCAACUGGAUUUUCAAUGUGCUAGUGUCUCUGACCUUCCUUCAUGCCGCUGAGUUUCUGACUUAUUAUGGGGCGUUCUUUAUGUACACAGGCCUGGUAGUGUUGGGUCUCAUCUUUGUCCAGGGCUGCCUCCCAGAGACCCAGGGCCUGCAGCUGGAGGACAUCGAGAACUUGUUCACCGGUCAGCUCUGCUCCUGUGGAGCCUCCUCACCCACCGGCAGACGCCACGUCCACUACAUCCGGGUAAAAGGCAACAACUACCUCCCCUCUGACAAUGAUGCCUCAGAUGUAGAGUAGACUGGAAAGAUUUUUUUUCCACUCUGUCUUGAUUUCGCUGUCUUUUUGAUUGCGAGUUGGAAAGACAGCUGAUGUCGGGAGGAAAGGUACUCAUGUUGCUCUCUGAUGGAUGCAAUCAUCUUCAACUCUCAAGAAAAUGACGAUAACUGGCACUUUCCCUUGCUCUGGCGUCUAUUUUGUAAGUCAUCACUGUUUUUCUGUCUUGUCUUUGUCUCACCUGGGUGUUUUCACAUCACAAAGGGAAAACUGAAGCAGAGAUUAGGGUGAUUAGGGUUCAUUUGAAAAAUGUUGCUGAAAUUAUACAUAUCCGAGGAAAGUUACAGUACAGUCCAGAGGGUAGGUUUACACUUUUUUUAUUCUUCAGACUCUGUGCCUUACACUGUGAAAAUGUAAAAGUGGACACAACUUUAAACAAGUUUAGUAACAAUUUUUACAGCUUUUUUAAGUUUAUUCCCCAAACCUAAUAUUUUGUAAUUUAUGUAAUAUAAGUAAGUAACUAAGUAAACCUUAUUUAUAUAGCACUUUCCACAGAUAAAGAUCACAAAGUGCUUUACAACAAAUAUCAUAAUAUUUCGUUUAGUUGGCACAAUGGGCACAAAAUGUUAAGCUGGCAGAAAUUUUUAUGUAUACUUCACUAUUAUAGUUCUCUUGGGUCAAGUUCACCCAACUUUUCUCCAAGUUGAAAUAUUUCAGUACUGCCGCAAAUGCAUUCCUUUGGAUAUUCAGUGUUGAGAGCAUAGAAGAGACCAAACACACAGUCUUUGAUUUUUAAUAAAUUUGCACAAACUUGUUUGUACUUUUUCAUGAUGGCUUACUGAGUGUAGGCUGAUAGGAAAAGUGAUGAAUUUUGUUCAUUUAUAAUUAAAUGUAGAACACUGUACAAAGUGUGCAACAGGUGAAGGCGUCGGAGUAUUUUUGAAGUGACUGUACAAAGGAAAUACCCUGGAUUUUGUUGCAAAAAAUGUGUUUCGAACUAGUGUAUGGUUUCAUAUUCAAUUUUGAUAGUACAUUUGUGCACAAAUGUUAUUUAAACGUACAUUUUUUUCUACAAAAUCAUUUGGGAUCAUUUAUGACAAGUUGUAUGUUAAAUAUAAUGGAUGUUGUGGGAGCAAAGCUGUUUUAAGCCUCUUCUCGUGUUUAAGAAAAUCUUCAGUAAAUAGCACACAUUCUGAUUUAAACCCUUGAGUUGUAUUUCUGUGUUCAGUCUAUGUUUUACCUGAAACAGGUUCAAGUUCUCUUAAGAUUUCUGUGUUGUGUUAUAUAUUCUAAUGUAUGUAUGGUUUAAAACCCUGGUCACAGGUUGAACUUAUGUCAGAUUUACUUAAAAAACAAAAGCUCAUACUGUCCAGAAAUCAGCUUACAUGGCAGGAACUCUGAAGGCUGAGACCCUUCAGUGCUGCAGCUUUCUGAUGCACAGGGAUGUCUGUGGGUUCAAUAACCAUAUUCACUUACAUAUCUACACAAAAGUAAACCCACCACUGCACUGUUGUGGCUAGGACGGCGUAUGAUAAUGAGGGGAAUAGCCUCCAACAAGAGGAAAAUUUUGGCUUCCUUAGUUUGAAAAAACAAAAUUCUCUUUUGAGUUGAUCCAUUUAUUACUGGGUUUUCCUGUUGUUUAAAGCAAGUGCACAAUGAUGCCCUCAUUCACUUUACUCUCUUCCCCUAUCAGUGUUCCUGCCCUGUGUGCAUGCAAAUCCGUGGACUUCAUUGUUUAAUUUUAAACGAUGAAAAGCAUGAGCUCUGAAAUCAAGGCACAUACAUUAUUUACAAAAACUGACUUUGCUUCUUUAUGUUGGUUUUUUUUGUUUAUAUUCCCUCUAAUCUGGUGUUUAUAUUGAUGUUGUGCAUUCAUUCAUUUCUUUUGGAAUUAUUUGUUGGAGAUUAUUAAGACAAUCAUCAAUGCUUUCGUAAGAUGGAGCAAUGAAUAUGUACACCCAGAUGGACUUGACUUCAGUUACCUUUGCCUUGAAAUAUGGACAAUCUUUUAUACAAUCAAAUUAAUUACUCCUAAGGAUUUCAAGUAAAUAAUGACACGAGCUCAAAAAGAAAAAAAAAUAAAGUGAAAGUCUUUAUUGUUUAAUUUUUUUUACAGACAUCACUUAUAAAUUAGGGGCAGUUAAAAGUGGCCAAAUAACCUAAACUGCAUGUCUUCGGAGUAUGGGAGGAAACCGGAGCACCCAGAGAAAACCCCAUGCAGACACAGAAUGUGCAAGAGAGAAAGAGACCUCAGCAGCUACAGUGCUGCCCUCAAAGCGAAGGGGAAUCAGUGUAAAAACAUCUGGGAGCUUGUAGAAGAAAUAUGUGUUGUGGAAUUUGGAGUGACAGCAAAUACCAGCAAAUGGCCAGGUUCCCCCACACAGCAGUGCAAUCAGCCACAUCUACGCUGCAGCUUCUUUCACCUGGCAGCGGAGGAGGUUAACUGGGAGGAAGUAUGAUGUACCUGUGUUUACCAGUUCCCACCCACCGACCCUGUCUACCACUGCAUAUGUGCCCCAACCAACCACCUCACUGAUUUCCAUAAACACUAAUGAAUCCUAAAUUUUUGCUGAUUAUUUCAUGACUGCAAAUUCCACCUGAUCCAUUGGUUCUGUUUGUGCAGGUUUAUAAGAU
Toxotes jaculatrix (banded archerfish) is the source of this 4971-nucleotide messenger RNA. RefSeq names its product proton myo-inositol cotransporter-like. NCBI's taxonomy places the organism in Eukaryota, Metazoa, Chordata, Actinopteri, Toxotidae. Gene Ontology annotation, molecular function: myo-inositol:proton symporter activity. The record is from RefSeq and is a predicted model, not a curated record. Bases 493 to 2361 code for a protein of 622 amino acids. Gene Ontology annotation, cellular component: membrane. The transcript is spliced from 10 exons. Gene Ontology annotation, biological process: transmembrane transport.